AUGUAUAGAUCGGGAUAUGUCGAAGUUCUUAGCCAUUCGCUGAGAUACAGCGCUAGGGCAGCGUUCGUUUCGCUUCCAUUUCGCGUUGAAGAGGUUAACUUCAAGACGAAUGAAGCUCGAGCGUUAAUGAACAGCGUUGCUGAGCAUAUCGAAGCUGGCCUUCAGGAGACUGACAAUGUGCAGAAAAUUCUUGCACUGCAGCAUCGUAUCCAGGGACGUUAUGAAAUUUUUCAGCCAGGCAGAAAGCUGAUAAAGGAGGGCGAAAUAUUGAAGCACUCUCGGAAAGAGAUUCAGCCCCGCUAUUUACUCUUGUUCAGCGACGUUCUUCUUUACUGCGCCCCUGUUGUUUCUGGUAGCAGUUUGUUGCGUAUCAGAAACGAGAUCCCCUUAAUCAGUCUUGGAGAACCAUAUAUUCCAGACAACGAAUCCUGUGACGGCGAAUUCUACCUGCGCAGUGACCGUCGCUCGUACAUUUUACUAGCAAAGUACGUGUUUGAAAGGUUGAGGCGUUCAGCAGAACAGUACAUUUGUCAGAUAGCGACCAUUACUCCCAUUAGAACUGCCGCGAGCGAAAUGAAUGGGUGGAUGCUAUCAGACGUGCAGUUGUUGAGUUCAAGGAUCGACACAUGUCACUCGUUGCACCUUCUCGCCUUCAAGAUGCAAGGCUGCAUUUAA
Molecule: messenger RNA, 675 nt
Organism: Soboliphyme baturini
Lineage: Eukaryota; Metazoa; Nematoda; Enoplea; Dioctophymatida; Soboliphymatidae
Source: the annotation of a GenBank genome assembly